AUGACCAUGAGACGCGGGACGAGGGCGCCAUGCGCGCUGCUGCUCUGCGCGGCCGUGCACUUCCAGGGCCCUUCCUGCCUCGCCGGUGGAGGAGGCGGCGGUGCCAGGGGUGGAAGCGUCGGAAGCGGUGGUGGAGGCGGCGGCGGCGGUGGCUCCGGCUCCGGGCCUGGCGGCGUCGGCGCGAGGGGUUCCAGUCGAGGACGAGCAGGACGGCGGCGGCGAGUCGACGACGAGCAGGACCGGCGGCGCGCGAGUUGGGGACGAGCAGGGGAGGAGCAGAGGAGGAGCAGGACCGGCGGGAGGAGCAGGACCGGCGGGAUCUGGCCGCGCGGGAAUCCCUUCUAA
This is a messenger RNA of Miscanthus lutarioriparius, 345 nucleotides long. The record is from the annotation of a GenBank genome assembly. Lineage: Eukaryota; Viridiplantae; Streptophyta; Magnoliopsida; Poales; Poaceae.